Messenger RNA from Egretta garzetta (little egret), 4601 nucleotides. It is a transcript of the gene TMED8, whose product is annotated as transmembrane p24 trafficking protein family member 8. The coding region runs from base 1998 to 2921 and encodes 307 amino acids. The record is from RefSeq and is a predicted model, not a curated record. Lineage: Eukaryota; Metazoa; Chordata; Aves; Pelecaniformes; Ardeidae. The transcript is spliced from 9 exons.
UGGCUGUGUUGUACGUGGGGACCAGCCACUUUCCCAGGUGCCAUGUCAGUAAGGAGAAACCCUAAGAAGGGCUGAACCCUGAGAAGAUGUGCGACGUUACAGAGCCUUUCAACUCCUCUCAGGCUGAUGAAGUAGUAGAAGGUGAGGAGGCUUUGAUGCAUCUGACAAGGCGCUGCAAGAGGCUGGCAGUGAACACGUGUACCCAUGCCAUUGUCUUCUGCAAACUUCUCCGUGACCUCAGGUAAAAUGGACCAUGUCGCUUCAGAGCCUGGACAUGCUGCCAUCAUUUGGGACCUCACAGGGCAAGCACAGCAUGCAUGCUCUGGCCGAGCCAGAGCUGCGCAGGACCACAGCUCUUAUUGCCUCUCACAAUUUUAUUGUGAAACGUCAUUGCAAACCUUGUCAAGGUGGAAGCUGAUCCUUUGCCGCCGUGCCAUCAUGAGACCGCAGCACCAGCGCCCUGGGCAGGAGCCUACCAGUGAGUGGGGGGCAAAGGGGAUGGUCCCAGACCUGCUGCGAGAUCCUGCUGCUGUGCAGGCAAUGUGCCCCUGCAGUUCCCUAGAACUUUCCCCUGGUUUGACCUGGCAGCUGCAGAGCUGAGAAAGUCUCCCUAUAGCCAGCUGCCAGAUAAGAGUGAGCUUGUCUGGUGCCAUCUUGCUCUGCUAUACCAGGCAUCCCUUGGAGAUUGAUCUACAAAGCAAUGUGGGCUGAUCACAGCACCAAGACAUUUCUUACUGCAGCUGUAGUGGAGCCUGGUGUGAUGGCAGAUGACAAGUCUCCAUUCUCCACAGUUGCUUCUGACAUUUUCUCAGGAAUUCCAGAGGAAACUGCUAUGAUUCUAAAUCCUCGUAAACUAUAAAAAAGCCCAUGGCAGAAUGCUUUGCUGAGAUCCCAGCCACCUCAUGGGACUGAGGGGUGCAAGAACCAGCACUAUUUGCUCUUGGAUUCUUUAAAAUAUUCCAGCCAAUAACCCUACGUACACAUUUGCUUCUAUGAGUUUCACUCUCUAGGCUGCUCUGCAAACUUGCUUCUCCUUGGCUGCCUGAGUUGUGCUUUAUUUUGGUCUGAAUUUGUGUAUUACAUAGUCAUCUUGGCCUAUGAACUGCUUCAAUUUCACUAGGUUUUUGUUGCAGUUUCAAUAGAAAACUAAAUUAUGAAACCAAAUUACAGUUAUUUGGGCGUGGCUACAGCUUUGACAUAAAUAAAUAAACAGGAUUGGGGCCAGUCCUUUUUUUUUUUUUUUUUUAAUUUUUCCAUGGGGUGUCUCAAGGAAGCUGUUGAUGCCAGACAAAAUAGUAAUGAUUUAGUCAGGAGCACUCUUUCUGUUGAGCCAGGCUUUAAUCAGCACUUGUUGAUACUUCCUUGCUGGUGAUAAUGCAACCCACCACCACCACAGACUACACAAUACUUCUUUCAAGGAAAAAGGAGGUAACUGGAUAUUCUGUCCAAACCCACCCAGAACAAAGCAUUUUUUAUUCCCUAAAUUCUCUAGUUCAUCUUACAGUAUUCACUUAUACUUCCUGCUGUCAUCUAUCAUGUGUUUCAGUACUGUUUGCUGUGAUAAACCACUACCUGGUUUUGCUUCACAGGAAAUUGUUUCUGUGGUGAAGCCAGAGAUUAGUUCUGUUGUUGUAACUAGGCCCCUCACUUAAUUAGGAUUGCCAACAGCUGCUGGCACCACACCUGUAUAUCACUUAUUGUACCUGCCAUUUAUCUUGCAUCUGGGCCUUACAGUGACCCCAGUCUGCAGACAUGAAAGCCUGGGAGAAACCUGUUCACUUGAGCUGCAAGGAAGUUAUCAAUCACUGGUAAUUAAAAUAUGCCUAUGAUUGUUUUUUGGUCUUUUUAAUCAACUGUGAAGCAGAAUUGAAAGACAGACAGUGGUACAGACUGAUUUAUAGCUUCUGCAUCACUUAGUUCCUGGAAGCAACCAAAGGAUUGCAGAAAAGAGCCAAUGUGGGGACGCAUUUGCUGUCACCAAAUGGCUGAGAGCUGCAAUGGCCUUUUCUAUAAUUGAGACCAGGUGGAACUGUACCUCCUUGGACAAACUGCAAGAAAAUGAAGACUCGGCCCAGAAGACAGAGCUUGCAGAUGAGCUGGUUGAUUCUUUGGAGUCCAGUACUUCACAGAGCGGGUUGCAGACUGGGUUGCUCGUGAGUGCGGGUGCAAUAAAAGAUUUGAAAGAGGCCGGCACUCUGGAGGACCGGGAAGUGGCUGAACUAGAAGAGACACUGCCUGACCAAAUCCAGUCCCUCAAAGAGGAAGCUGUUGUUCGGAUAACCAACUACCAUGUACCUCAAGGAGCAGGGGAUAUAGUCAUGAUUCAGUCAGAUCACACUGGUGCUGUGGAUAUCCUUUCAGCUGAGCUGGAGACUGCAGACCUCCUUGGCGAGCAGAGGAAAGCUCAGCCUCCCCCUCUGGCUCCACCUACCAUGUGGACCACUGAGAAGACAAAGGAAUUCAAAGCCAAGAUGGGAAAGGAGAAGAAUGGCCGGAUGGUGGUGAAGCGAGGCGAGGUGGUGACAGUCCGUGUACCAACCCAUCCUGAUGGGAAAUGCAUUUGCUGGGAAUUUGCUACAGAUGACUACGACAUUGGGUUUGGGGUCUAUUUUGACUGGACCACGGUUACUAGCACUGCCAUUACUGUUCAGGUCAGCGAAUCCAGUGAUGAGGAGGAUGAAGAGGAGGAGGAGGACAUUGAAGGACUUGCCCCUGUUGGUGACGUGGAAAGGGGCUCCAAAAGCUAUCUGCGGAACCGCUACGGAGAGAUCAUGCCUGUGUAUCGGAGGAACAGCCAUCGGGAGGUGCAGGCAGGCAGCCACGAGUACCCAGGCGAGGGCAUCUACCUGCUGAAAUUUGAUAACUCGUACUCUCUCCUCCGCAAUAAGACUCUGUUCUUUCAUGUCUAUUACACUAGCUGAAGAAACAGGAAGGGGCAGGGACGGCAGGCAGGUAAUGGUGAGCAUCACAGGCUGCCACCCAGCCCUGGUACUGCCUCAUGGGCACUGCUGUGUGACAGAACCAAGGCACAACUCUGCCGGCUCUGCUUCAGACACUAACUGGUUUCUCCCCACACCCUCCUUCCCCGCUGUGCCAGUGGAGAAAGGUAGUUGUGACUGCCUGGUUGUCCACAGGCAGCUGCUCUUUCUGUAAAACUUCAGGAGGUCUGCUCUGUGCAGGCAUCUGGCUGGGCCUUCAGGUCGCAGCCAGUAAAUGCCCAGAGGCCAGGUUCAAGUGGUCAUGGUUUUGAUCUGUUGCGCUGGUACAAAAUGAAGUGAAAAUAUUCUUGAUCUGUCACUAUUUUGUGAAUAACUUUUCCGACUCUCCUGCUGCAUCUGCGUCACUAGAGGGCAGCUGUCAGCUGCAGUGAGCCAAAAGCACAGCUGGUUUGUCACCUAGCCACCGAUAAUCUCAUCACCUACCACCGCCACAUGUCACCAGCAGCCAGUGCUUCCCUGACUCGUGUGGGUGGGGGUGCUGCUGGCCAGCAGCGGCCCUGCUAUGGCACACGGGCCCCAAAUGGCAGUCACGGCCCGUGCUUGAACAGGGGGUGAUGGGAGGGCGCAUGCUUAGAAGUCCAUAAGAAGGUUUUCCUACAGAUUAAGAAAUUGGAUGUUAUACCUGUUGACUGUAGGGAUAUGUAGACUAUUAAAACUUCAGGGACCACCGAAAGGUUUUUUUUCUGUAAUCCACAUGUGCAUCAGAAGAAAUUACUGCUGUGCUGAAUAAACACAAAAAGGUUGGAGUACAACCAACAAAUGUCCAGGAAAUGUUUCUUAGUACCAGCAUGUUGGUUCACUUGUAUUUGAUGCCAGCUGAAUAAUAUAUGUAGCAAGGAAAAGGCUCCCCAGAGAAGUGUAGCUUGUCAGCUGCUAUCGCUGCUGUAAAGUUAUUGUUAGAAAAGAAAUCUCUGCUCAGAAACUCAAAAGGUGUGAGAUUGGUUAAAUCUUUUCUGUGAACCAGAAUCAGCAAGGCCAUUGCUACCCCUGACCACAGGGUAACGGAUGGAGUUCCUUGGCAUAUUCUGUGGCUAGCGAUGGCAUUAGUGAUCACCUUCUACUCAAGUACUGGCAGAGUUGAACAAGGAUUAAGUUAAUCCUUCAGAGAUCAAUUUUAAAUCAUGUUUAUCUGUAACUGUUGUUUAUUUUAAUACUUUUAACUUCAAAUCAUUCUCUUUUCUAAGAAUACUGCUGUAUUUACAUUUUGAUACCUCUUUGCAGAGACACAAAAUGGUGGUUUGCAUGGUGAUUCUAGUAGAGUUCUGAGUUUUAUUUUUAAAUCCUCCAGGUAAAGCACCUCUGCUUGGUCUGUUCCUUCUAUUGUGAGGGAACCAUGGACAAAAUUAUUUUGGGGUAGUUAAAGCCAAAGAUUUCAUUCUUACAGAAGGGUUGCAUAUUUCCUCUUAAGGCUACAUUGUAAUGCUGUGCAAUUUGCUCCAUACUCAAGCUCUUCUUUUAACUCUCUCUUGCUUACUUAUUCACUGCCCCAGAGCACUUAAUAGGUCAAAACAGUAAAAGAGCGAGCAGUCAGUCUACAGCAGAGCAGCCCAAGCUAGGAGCAGGAGUGGAAAUGCAAGGAACGCUGGUUGGAGUGCAGUGGCU